Molecule: messenger RNA, 2653 nt
Organism: Lactuca saligna
Lineage: Eukaryota; Viridiplantae; Streptophyta; Magnoliopsida; Asterales; Asteraceae
Source: the annotation of a GenBank genome assembly
UAAAUUUUGAUUUCCAUUUCUGUAAAGCCUUCUUCACAUGCCUCCAAAACGGCGACAUAUGGCUUCUACUUCCAAUACAAUAGUCCCCCGUCAAAUACGUCGUUCACGCAGGAGUUCACUUUUAGUGGAGAUACCAGCGUUGCCUUUUUAUUAUGACUGUGGAAAUUGUACCUGUGUAUGUGAGUAUUGUGGAGCUUAUUUUUGGUAUCAAGAGAGAGUAUUGUAUUUAUCCAGAGCCAAUCAUCCGCAAUAUACAAAAUGUUGUAAGUCGGGUAAUGUAGUUCUUCCUUACCCUCUUCAUCCGCCUGAUGUGCUUAUGCAAUUCUACGAAGAUGAUCACUUCAUGCGUAACAUAAGAGCAUAUAAUUCCAUGUUCUCUAUGACGUCUUGUGGUGCAAACGAAGACGACUCAAUCAACAAAGGUCGUUCACCAUAUGUGUUUAAGGUUAGUGGUCAGAUUUACCAUUGGAUAGGCUCUUUUUAUCCUCAAGACAUUCAUCAACCCCGUUUUCUCCAAUUGUACAUGUGUGAUACUGAAAAUGAGGUCGCUAAUAGACUUCGUUCUUUUCAUGAUGGGGAAGUACUUUUGUCUGCAGAAGUUGUAGAAUCCUUAAGUCAUAUGUUACGCACACAUAAUGAGUAUGUUCAUACAUUUAAGACUGCGAAAGAAAUAGCCCAGUCAAUGAAUUUAGAUUCAUAUGGUGUACGUUUAUUUAAUGUUGUACCUGAUAGAAGAUAUGGUCCACCAGCCCCUGGAACUUUAGGUUGUAUUGUUUGUGGUGAUGAUGUUACUAGCACUGUCUAUGACAUUGUCAUCUAUUCAAAGUUUGGGUCACCUCGAUGUGUCAGUAAGCUUCAUCCUACUUACAUGCCUUUGCAAUAUCCAUUACUGUUCCCGUAUGGUGAAGAAGGAUGGUCUCCUAGCUUGCAUCUACAUAUUAAGGCUAACAAAAGGUUAACAAAUAAUAUGUAUUAUAGUUAUCAAAUUCAUGAUCGACACACAUACUCUCUUAUUUUACGUGCACACCGUCUUUUCCACCAGUAUUUAGUAGAUGCAUAUACUUGCAUUGAACAAUCUAGGCUUGACUUUAUUGAACACCAUCAACAACAAUUACGAAUAGAGUACAUCAGCGGAGUUUAUGACGCUUUGUCCAGAGGUGAUUCAGACAGUCAAGUCAUUGGAAAGCGUGUAUUUCUACCUGCAACUUUCGUUGGGGGACCUAGGUAUAUGUAUAAACACUAUCAAGACGCUCUUGCCAUAUGCAAGGUUCAUGGUAAGCCACAAUAUUUCAUCACUUUCACUUGCAAUGUUAAAUGGCCUGAGUAUAGAAGAUACAUGGGUGCUAUUGGUCAACGUGAUAUUCAAAACAGACCAGAUAUCAUUGCACGCAUCUUUAAAAUCAAAGUUCAUGCUUUCAUUAACUUCCUUAAAGAGGACAAAACUUUUGGAGAAGUUAGUGCAUAUCUUUACACAAUUGAAUUCCAAAAAAGGGGUUUACCACAUUGCCAUACAUUAUUAUGGGUAACGUCACCCUAUACAAUUCAAGAAGGUGCAGAUAUUGAUAAAUACAUAACCGCUGAGCUUCCUGAUCCGAUACUUGAACCAACACUAUAUAGGACUGUUACUACAUGCAUGCUACAUGGUCCUUGUGGUUCAUUAAAUAUUAGUGCCCCCUGUAUGGUAGAUGAUAGAUGUAAGAAACAAUUUCCAAAACCAUUCAACCCAUUAACAACUUUUGAUGCAAAUGGUUACGUGCAUUAUAAGAGACGUGUUGGAUCAUAUCAUGUCCUACAAAGUGGGAUUAGAACUGAUAAUGGCUAUGUAGUGCCAUACAAUAAACGUUUGUGUAGUCGAUUUGAUGCUCACAUCAAUGUUGAAUAUUGUGGUUGGAAUAUGAUGAUUAAGUACUUAUUUAAGUACAUAUCAAAGGGGGUUGAUCGCGUUCGUUUCACUCUUCAAACAUCAGAGGCAAAUACUCCUACUACUUCCUCUACCAUACCUGUCACUGUAAAUGAAAUCAAGUCAUUUCUUGAUGGUCGGUACAUAUGUCCACACGAAGCAGCAUGGCGCAUCCUCAAUUUCCCCAUUCAUGAACGAGAUCCACCUGUACAAGUCUUGGUCGUCCAUUUGGAUGGGAUGCAACCUACUAUUUUCAAAGAAAGCAGUCAAUUAAGCUCCUUAAUUGAGAACCCAGGUUUUGGUGUUACCACUUUAACGGAAUGGUUGCACAAUAAUCAACGUGAUGGUCGAGGAAUUGACUUGACAUACAAUGAUUACCCUUGUAAAUAUAGUUGGGACACCAAAGAUAAGAGAUGGAUUCAUAGGACUACCACAACAAAUACCACCAUUGGCAGACUUGCAUAUGUACAUCCAACAGCUGGGGAGUUAUUCUAUCUACGAAUUUUACUAUUCCAUCAAAAAGGAUGUAAAUCAUUCUAUGACAUUAGAACCGUUCGUGAAUACACGUACUCUACUUUUCGUGAUGCAUGUGAAGCAUUAGGGUUAACCGGUGACGAUAAGGAGUGGCUAACAACAUUUAAAGAAGCGUCAACUUGGGCAACCUCAUCUCAACUUCGUUCUCUAUUCUGCCAUCUACUUUUGUAUUUUGAAGUAGGAAACCCUCUUUUGUUAUGGGAAACCGCAAAACCUUAA